GGCAUUGCAAUUUAUGAAAGACACAAUCACGUGUCCUUUGCGAGCGCAGUCGAUCGAAAGCUCCAGUCGUAGGGAAUAACGGAAUAUGGCAACUGCGUUUCGCAAACAACACUAUCAGCAAUCUCUCUCGUCCUUGAGCACGAUCUUCUUCGACCUGGACAAUACGCUGGUGGAGACCAGGAAGGCGGACAAUCAGACUUGUCGCAAGCUUGCUGAGGAAUUGACACGGGAAUAUGGCAUUCCGGAAGACACAUCUGCCAAGAUAACAGCCGCAUAUCUGAAGCAAUUUAGAAAAUGUCCGGACAAUGCAACUCUUAGUCUGGAUGCUUGGCGCACUAUUCUCUGGAGCAAGGCGUUAGGCGACAAAUACUCGUUCUUGGCGAAAAAGAUUUACGAAAGAUGGCUCUAUUUGAGAUACCAUUACAUGGUGCUAGCGCCGAAUACGGUUUCUAUGCUACGUCAAUUGAGAAAGAAGUAUCUGCUAGGCUUAAUAACCAACGGCCCAUCGAAUGCUCAGUGGGAGAAAAUACACAAACUGUCUCUGCAACAGUAUUUCGAUGUCAUCCUGGUGUCCGCUGAUUUACCGUGGGAGAAACCAGAAGUGGAAAUAUUUCAAAAGGCUUGUCACUUUCUUAAUGUGAGACCCAAGGAAUGCAUCAUGGUCGGUGACAAGUUGGAGACGGAUAUUUUAGGUGGAAUCGAGGCUGGACUACGCGGGACUGUGUGGGUGCCCAUUGCAGAUAAACCUCGCCUUUCGGGAGACGAUCCUAAACCAGACUUUACAGUAAGACACGUUACAGAACUCGUACGCAUAUUGGACAAAGGUCCAAACGCACCUGAACUCGAAGACUCCUCUUCAAAUGCGUCCGAUGGUAGCUAAUGAGUAGAUGCACGUCAUUUAUUAAUUUUUUUUAAUAUUAUAAAAAACGACUCGAAGCAAUUGCUAAACAAAAUUUAGUUAUGUAUAAUGGGAUAUUUGAUAUGUGUGUUAACACACAUAUAUACAUAUGUGCGUAUUGUUUUUUUUUUUCCGAGUAUAUAUUUUCAUGUAUUUUUUUGUAGGAUAGAUAAAACUUUUAGGCACUUUGUUGUUAAUUUGAAGAAAACGCUGUAGUAUUAAUCUUUUAUUACAGAGUCUCUCUAAUCUGUUAAUUUUUUACAGAAUUUCCAUAGAAUAUAUUUACUUGUACUGAGAGUGCAUAGUACAAUGCAUAGUACAAAGAAUUCUCAAUUCAUAUAAUUAAAUAGAAAAAUAUGUAGCUCGAAAAUUAUUGCAAUUUAUUUUGAUAAUGUUAUAAUAUUUAACAUUUUAUACAAUUUAUUUUUGCAUGUAGGUGACGAAAGAACCACCGUCGUUAUAUUCAGUUAUAUUAGUUGACAUUUGAAUUCUAUCGCAGAUAGAUAUCAAAUGAGAUAUUUUUUUAGUUACCUUCUCGAAGUUAAAUAACUGUAAGAUACCUCAGUUAUAUCGGAUAAAAAGAAUGCUCAUGUACAAAAAGCAUAAGUAGAGCUAGUAGCUGUAAACAAACGAACAAAGUGCAUAACAAAUAUCAUAUGCAACUAUUUUAGCCUGUUUCUCUUUAGCAGGAAAAAUUACGCUAUAAUAUAUAUAAUAAAAGAUAUGACGUUAUAGGAUGGAUAUAUAAAGAUAUAUCCAAGCGAUGUAUCAUGUAGAGGUCUCCUGCUGUACAAACAUGCGUUAAAUUUGUAUAUCUGUACAUAGAUAUGCGUAAUAGGGUUGUACAUGUACGAGUAUAAAUACAUAUGAUGUCUAUUUUUCAA
Messenger RNA from Camponotus floridanus (Florida carpenter ant), 1782 nucleotides. Its product is annotated as N-acylneuraminate-9-phosphatase. The transcript is spliced from 3 exons. The record is from RefSeq and is a predicted model, not a curated record. Gene Ontology annotation, molecular function: hydrolase activity. Lineage: Eukaryota; Metazoa; Arthropoda; Insecta; Hymenoptera; Formicidae. Bases 86 to 880 code for a protein of 264 amino acids.